Musa acuminata AAA Group (dessert banana) is the source of this 501-nucleotide messenger RNA. RefSeq lists its product as uncharacterized. The transcript has a single exon. NCBI's taxonomy places the organism in Eukaryota, Viridiplantae, Streptophyta, Magnoliopsida, Zingiberales, Musaceae. The record is from RefSeq and is a predicted model, not a curated record. The coding region runs from base 1 to 501 and encodes 166 amino acids.
AUGCUUCCAAGGAGCUCAGGUCUGGCCAAAGACUCCCUCCAAAUCAAGCAGGGUGAUGAGUUCUACUGCAGGCUUCUCUCCACGGAGAGCUCAGAGGCCAACCCUUCCUUUCGAGUCUACCAUGCAGUGGCUUCUGCGACCGUGCCAUUCGUGUGGGAGUCUCAACCAGGAACACCCAAGCACAUGAGCUCCGCCGCCGCCCUCCCUCCCCUUACCCCUCCCCCGUCCUAUUACUACAGCACCAGGAACAGUAUCUCCAUGAAGGCCUCCAAGUCCAGCUUCCUCCGCACCAUUCUCCCCAAGCUCACCCUGCGGAAGAUCCACACCUCGUCUCGGUCGUCCUUGUCUUCCUCCUCCGUGUCAUCCUCUUCCUCGUCGGCAUUUGGGCGCUCCGACCGCCGCGGAAGCUCCUCCAGCCCGGCGUCGUACUUCGCGUCGGAGGAGUUCGACGACGGGUCGCCUGCGUCGACCUUGUGCUUCGGGAUGCGGCGCUGCGCUUAG